Linum trigynum is the source of this 2840-nucleotide messenger RNA. Lineage: Eukaryota; Viridiplantae; Streptophyta; Magnoliopsida; Malpighiales; Linaceae. The record is from the annotation of a GenBank genome assembly.
GUCCCCAAGGGUUUCAUGGUUAAAAUGUUUGAGCUUACCUUGUAUUUGACUUGGUUUGCUUGGGGACAAGCAAACGGUUAAGCGUGGGGGAAUUUGAUAACAUCGUAUUUGCACAUGUUUGCACCCUCAUUUCUUGAUCAUUUUGGCUUGAGUUUUUUAUUUCUUGGACUAUUUUAUGCUAUGUUGUGUUCCUUUGUCACAUUUCAAGUCCUAGCAUGUAAAUUGAAGCAAAGGCGCAAGUUUCAAGUCAAUCUGAAUUCAUUUGGCAAUUCGGGAGAAGAAACACGAGCAUGACCUGAGGAAUAAUGGACUUCUACCUCAUAUUAUGGACAAAUAUUCAUGUAAUCUCGUCAUGAAAAGAAAUAGGGCGAGACUACGAGCGUCUGGGAUCAAACGACGACUGAUUCGGAGUCCGAAUGAGGGAGAAACGAAGCAUUAAACAGGGGCGGAGGAAGAAUUACGGGCAGGAGAAUUACGACCGUAUUUUUCCCUCCCAUGCCCGUAUUUUCACUGCCGAGAGGAGCUUUGGAUGCGCUGAAACUUAACCAAAACGCGUGUUUUGGGAAAAAUACAGGCAUGGAAGAAUUACGACCGUAUUUCUGCCCGUAUUUCGCCCAUAAUCAGGUUUUUGAGGCAGAUUCAAGCCAAAGGAAAGAGAGAGCUGGGUUUUGGAUCCCAAACACCCAAGGGACGAACCCUAGAGAGAGAGAGAGCGACUUGGGAACAUUCUUGGAGCUAUUUUGGAGGAUUUCUUUGCCAUUGGAGCUCGGGAAUCAAGCUUGGAGAUGGAGAUUGAAGAUCAAUAUCAGAUUUCUGCAGUCUCUCUCUUCUCUAUGGAGUAACUUCCCUUCACUUAGGUUUUGAGGAACCCUAGUUCCAUGGGUUAGGAUCUUUCUUGUAUGAAGUUUUGGAUGCUAUAUUGUUUGAUUAUAAUCGACUGAGGCAUGAUUUAUAGAGUCAAUUGAAGCCUGAUCAUCUUCUCUUGAUUUCUGUUUUAACCUAUGAUAGAUAGAAUCUGAUUAGGUUAAGAGAGCUUCCUUGAUUGAUAGCGGUGAAUUGGUUGUGUGAGAGUCAAUCAAUUCACUGCUUUGUACUGGAAUUCUUACCAGUAGUGGAGAUCUGUGUGAAUCCCCUUAGCAGUCUAUCCCGGUGAAGGCUAGUCGCCUGCCGGGUAUUCUGUCUAAGAGGGCUUGGUCAGCUUAAGAGAUUCCAAGCUAAUUUAGGAUCUUCCGCAGUUUAAUCAAUAGUAGAUCAACCAAAAGUAAUUGCAACUUGGACCUAAUUGAGGAGCUAGGGGGAAUCAUACCUAAGUGAGUUCCCAACUUGUAAUUAGUAGAGUACUUAGUAGAGUAGUUUAGUAAAUCAAUCCUUAAUUUAGUUUGCUAGAUAAUGAACUGAAGCUAAGUAAUAAUAACUCUAGAGACCCGUUGAUUCGAUAUUUAUUACUUGUGCCACUAUACUGCAGUCCCUUUCAUUGGUUACACUUGGCCAUUGUUAGGUGUUGUGUCGUAGCGAGUCAUCUGGCAUGGCACGAAAGACGGGGUGUUUACUGUUAAGUCAACCUACCACUUUGCUGUCUCUUUGGACAAGCAGAAGGGCUCCUGGCGGUCUAUGGCGUGUUGGAUGGAUCAGACCAGUUGGAUUCGUUUGUGGGAAUCUAAUAUUCCGCCUAAGUUGAAGGUGUUUAAUUGACAAAUCUUUUACCGAAUUCUGCCAACUACGGAAGCUAUUAUCGAGAAGGAUGUUCCCGUUCUCCCUUGAUGCUCGGUUUGCUGGGCAGAAUCUGAGACUAUGGAACACUUGUUUCUCUACUGUCUGGUAGCACGUGCCCUUUGGGAUUACUCGGGGUUGGAGUAUCUUGGCCAAGGGCUGCCUUGUCUUACUUUCCCUUUGUUCCUAAAGAAGUUGAUGUCUUUCAUACAUCAGCCUGAUUUGUUUAUGGCGAUUGUGGCGGUCCUUUGGCGGAUCUGGAGGUCUCGUAACUGGGUUGUCUUUGAAGGCAAACAAUAUGGGUUUCCUUCUUUGAUGCGCCAGUACCACCAGCAAUACGAGGAGUGGGUAAACUUGCCACUGGAUCGGGUGCCUCGAUAUUCCAUCCCUGUAGUGCAGCAAAGUGGCCCUGUGGGGGGCAGAUAUGGCUGUUUGUAUGUAGGAUGGGGCUAUCAGGAGUGGUUCCAUUCGACAGGAGGGAUGGUCAUUUUGACCCCUGAUAGGGAGGUCCUUUUGGCUAAAGGAAUCCAGUUCCCGGUAAUUGAUGAUCCAAUGGUUGUUGAAUUGCUUGUGCUCCGGGAGGCUAUCCUAUGGUGCCAAGGACUGGGCUUCACGGAAUGAGGUUUGAAGGGGAUGCUCAGGUGAUCAUUGAGAAGAUUAAUCGGGCAGAUACAAGAGAUAACCGGAUGAGGAUCAUUCUUGAAGAGCUCGUGCAAUACUUUGCCUUCAACUCGGGAUUUAGUUUUCGAUUUGUAGGUCGGCGUAGUAAUAGGGUAGCCCAUAUGGUGACUAGAAAGGCCCUCUCUUUGUACCCGACCAUGAGUCGUUUCUUUGAUUUUCAGGCCUGGCUAAUUCCAGGAUGUAACUAUCUUUUGCUCGAAUCAAUAUAAGAUUAUUUUUGUAAAAAAAAAAACAAUUAGCGGGAUUCAAUAUAAAUCAAGAAAACUAUGUUGAGUCUUAAACUACUUUAAGUACCGAGCAACAAUUAUUGCUAGGCGUUGGAAUUCUCCACCAAUAAAACUUUUCUCUCUUUCAAAAUUUAAAGUAUAUCUAGAUAUUUUUGGGUCUAUUUUCACAAUAUAUAUGAAUAGAUGGAUAAAGUUUCACUAAAAUGAAAGACUUAUUUUUAA